Salvia splendens (bonfire salvia) is the source of this 1328-nucleotide messenger RNA. Its product is annotated as plasmodesmata-located protein 2-like. Bases 192 to 1070 code for a protein of 292 amino acids. Gene Ontology annotation, biological process: plasmodesmata-mediated intercellular transport; transport of virus in multicellular host. The transcript has 2 exons. Gene Ontology annotation, cellular component: plasmodesma. The record is from RefSeq and is a predicted model, not a curated record. NCBI's taxonomy places the organism in Eukaryota, Viridiplantae, Streptophyta, Magnoliopsida, Lamiales, Lamiaceae.
AAAUUAACAAAAAAGGCUCAUAAUUAUAAUUAGAAUUAGAAUGCGAACAUGAAUAGUGAAGAAGACUGCCAACUCUUAACUCUGCUUAUUUUCACACAAACAUCAUCUCUCAACUCAAAUUCCCCAAAAUUCCAGAAUCCAAUCUCCAACAAGACCCCACAAAUUCUCCUCCCACAAAUCAUCAGAACCUAAUGGGACCGUCUCAAUCUCUCCUUCUCCUCCUCGCCCUCUCUCUCUCCUCCACGCUCCUCCUCACCUCCUCAACCGACUACUCCGCCCUCGUCUUCAAAGGCUGCGCCGACCAGAACUCCAACGGCCUCUACACCGCCUCCCUCCGCUCUCUCUUCGACGCGCUCAUCUCCCAAUCCUCCUCCGCCAAGUUCUACAAAACGACGUUGGGCGACGGCACCUCCGCCGCCGUGAGCGGCCUCUUCCAAUGCCGAGGCGACAUCUCCAGCGGCGACUGCGCCAAUUGCGUGAGGAAAGCCCCCAAUCUGGCGCAGAAGCUCUGCGGCGGAGCGAUCGCGGCGAGAGUCCAGCUCACCGGCUGCUAUCUCCGCUAUGAGAUCUCCGGAUUCCGGCAGGUGAGCGGCGUGGAGCUUCUCUACAAGAUAUGCGGCUCGACCAGGGCGAGCGGGGGCGGGUUCGGAGACCGAUUGGAUCUGGCGCUGGGGGAGAUUGUGAAGGGAGUCGUGAACGGAGGAUUCUACGCGGCGGCUUACGAGUCGGUGUAUGUGUUAGGUCAGUGUGAAGGAGAUCUGAGCGGCGGCGACUGCGUGAGCUGCGUGAAAUCCGCGAUCGACAAGGCGAAAUCGGUGUGCGGAAGCGCGAUCUCGGCGCAGAUAUACCUUCAGACCUGCUACAUUAGCUACACCUAUUACCCCAACGGCGUCGCCACCAACAACCAGCAGCCGGAAUUUUCCUCGUCGGGGGCGCAAGGAUGGAACAGAGAGAAGAUAAUUGCAGUUGUGCUUGGCGGAGCAGUAGGCGUGGGGCUGGUUAUGGCGUGUUUGUUGUUCACAAAAUCGGUUUUCAAGAAAAAGCACCGUAAUCACAAAUUUGGUGGAUGAUGUAUAAAUCAAAUUCCCAAAUCAUCUUGUUAAUUUUUUUUAUUAUUAUUGUUAAGGAAAAUUUUGGGGAAAUUGGGAUAUCUGAAAUACUUAAAGAUGGGGGAUUACUGUAAUUUGUAAAGCUUUUCUUCUCUUUUUUUUUUGAUUGAAGAAAAAUCAGAGAUGACUAUUUCAGAAGUAAAGGUAGCAUGCAUUAGUGUAAAACUAGCUGCUUUAUGAUAGUGGCAUAAAAUAAUGAAUGCAUAGAAUUUUUGUGUA